Aplysia californica (California sea hare) is the source of this 2629-nucleotide messenger RNA. RefSeq lists its product as uncharacterized. NCBI's taxonomy places the organism in Eukaryota, Metazoa, Mollusca, Gastropoda, Aplysiida, Aplysiidae. The record is from RefSeq and is a predicted model, not a curated record.
GAAUCUUCAUAGGUGCCUCAGUUGGAGGCGCAGUCUUUAUAGCUGUCAUUAUCGUUGUCAUCGUCCUGCUGGUUAGAAGGAAAAGGAAAAGGUAUCGAGCCAAACGGAAAUCCGUUGCAGUGCUGCCCAACCCAUACACCCAUAUUUCGAUCCAGCACUUAGACGAGACAGAACCAACGACAUCUGGUCAGUGGGCUAACGGGGGCGCUCACGUAACCUCGCCAAGCAGAAACCAGUCAGAUGGUCACAUUUCCUUAAACGGGUCAGUCGUCUCUUGGGAGCGUGAUGAGAACGACGAGAGCGAGGGAGAGGAGAUGGAGGGGAGGAAAAAAGAAAAGAAAGACUACGUAAACUUUGUGCACAAGCUGUCAAGUCAGUUAGAAACCGUCGGAGAGGAAGAGGGUGGUAUGUACUCCGACCCUACCUAUCUGCCGAGCCUCAUCGGAAAGUCAGGCUCGAUACAACAGUUGUCCACCAAGGGCAUUGAACGCGCUCGCUUCGACUCCAUGAUGUAUCUGCAGCCUGUGACCAACAACGGGGGGUCAAAGUCCGGCAAAGUGGCGUGUCCCCCGCGCCGUGUGCCUAAGGCCAGGUCCGAGUCGAACGUAUCUGCCGGGGGAAGCAGCAUCAGCAGUGUGACGUCACCGCUCACCGGGGUUUCCAAUUUAAAGUGGCAGAUGACUUUACCCAUCACACACAGAGCCACAAGUGAAGACGAUGACGGAGCAAAAGGAGAAGAGGAGAGUGAUAUCUACAUUGACAUGAAUAAGACGAGCCCCCAAAAACGCAUCUCUCUCAUUCCGAGCCCGACAAUUCAUGAUGAAAUGGAUAAUAACGACGACAAAGAACUGAAUGAUUUGCCUUCUGCUCCUCCUCCUCCACCCUGUGGAGUUUCUAAAAAAGGAUACAUCAACUUCAGGAGGAAAAAUGAACCUCAGAGAAAGAUAUCACAACCAGUUUCAGCGCUGUACGUGAAUACACCAAAACGCCUUAACUCUGAGCCCAGCUCUUCGACGGCUGGUGAAGACCUCGAAAAAGGUACAGGCGAUAUGCAAAACAGCUCUGAACCUAACGACGGCGAAGGCGGGAUAUACCAAAACCCUGACGAAGCCACGUCUGGUUUCAAAACAAGGUCGAUUUCUCUUCAGCAAGGCUCUGUGAAAUACAUGAACCACAAUAUGCUCAAUCUUAAAGGCGAGGAUUGCGUUAAAUCUACGGAUGAAGAAAGAGAUACGUUGAAUUCCGACAACGUGUUUGCCACUCUAGACUCCACCUCUCCUACUGACAUGGAGGAACAGGGAGGGGUGUAUCAAAAUUUCUCUGUAUUAGGAAGUGAAUCUCUUACAUCCCAAUCACACGAUAUACCAAAACAGACACAACCAAACUGCAACAACCUUUUAACAUCAACGUUUAAGUGCGUUCCGCAACACGAUGAUCUCAACGUAAUCAACAACACAACACGACAGUAUUCUGAAGAUCUCAACAUAGGUGGAAAAACACGAAAUGAUAGCAAAGAUAUCAACGCAAAAAGUAAAACGCUUCAGAAUACCGAAACAGAGUCGGGUAAAUCUCCAAAGCAGAUUAAGACAUUGCCCAGAUCUCCCAGAGCGAAAACAACAACGGGACAUGCUCGUCAAAUACAAAGAAAACAGUCUUCUCCUAACAUCACAGAAAACGGCAUUCAACAAACGGGCACACCCCGUUUGGGAAGAAAGAAUUCUGAGGAUGUGGCAAGUGUACAAACUGAUACAGAGGAGUCAGAGGUAGAUAGAAAUAAACUCAACAAGACCAAGCAUAAGCGAGAGUUGGCGCCAAAAGUGGCUCUUGUCCCGAUGACAAAGCCAAAGCCUCCCACAAAACCAAAACCCCAGCUUCCAAAUCAGCAAAUCCACUCAAAGGGAGGUAAGCUCUCGAGCUCACCCUCUGAUGCCUCACUAACCAGUGAAUCAAACAAUUCAGCUGCAACUGGUAUCGAGGCAGACUACGUCAACGCUGCUGACGUGACACCGCACACUCAGAACAUCCAAUCAAAACCUAACAAACUGACAGCAUCUACGAAUUCUGGCCAAAAUUCCUCUCCCAGUCGUAGCCCGAGAGUGGCGACCAGAGAAGCAGCGAGGAAAGGAAAAGGGUCAACGACGAAAGAUCUCAAUACGUCAACAUCGUCCAUCGAUUCAAACGAGACCCAGCAGUCGGCGCUGUCAAGAGCUCGGAAAAUGGCGGCAUUCGACAGCAACUCACACGUGAACACAGUGGGGACACUUGACAUGGGGGAGCUGCAGAGAGCUCUGAAGUCGACUGCCAAGAAAUAGGAAUACCGAGUCGUGAUGAAUGCCAUGAGCUUUGUCUGUGGUUCUUCGACAAUUCUGGGAGGUUUGAGUUUGACAGUUACAGCUUUCUUAAUGUGAAUAAUAAUGUACAAAAUCGUCUCAAGAUUUGGAAGUAGAGCAAUCAUUAUUAUUUUUAUCAUUAUUAUUAUUAUUGCAUGUAUUAGUAUUGUUAUUAUUAUUAUUUUUUUUAUUAAUAAUAUUAUCCUUAUUAUUAUUAUUAUCAUCAGUGGCGGCUCGUGGUUUGUGAAAUUGACCGACUAUCAUUCAUAUUGAUCCCCCCCCCUUCCCACCACCCCACC